AUGGACCGUCGACUGAGGUCCCAGGUUCUCCAGCAGCUGCUGCAGAACCCCGGAUAUGAUGCUGCUGGAGUUCUCCUUCUUCCUCGGCCAGGAAAUCUUGUUAGGAUGAGGGGUUUGGUACUCAGGACUUUCGGUGCAAGAUGCGCCAAAUGCGGGCGCGGGAUAAACACCACGGACUGGGUUCGUCGGGCUCGGGACCAGGUUUACCAUUUGGCGUGCUUCGCUUGCGAGGCCUGCAAAAGGCAGUUAUCCACCGGCGAGGAAUUUGCUCUGCACCAGAACCAGGUGCUGUGCAAAACCCACUACCUGGAAACCGUGGACGGCGGGAACAGCUCUUAUGACGUCCAACUGAGCUUAGAUAAUGUGUCUCUAUUGGUAUUUUUUUCUGAAAUUCUUUCGACAGAAUCCGGCGACGGAGAAAGCGGAGGCAGUGGUGCCAACGGCUCGUCAGGCGGGUCCGGGAAGUCGAAAGCCAAACGAGUCCGCACCACCUUCACGGAUGAGCAGCUGCAGGUUUUGCAAGCCAAUUUCCAGCUGGACUCGAACCCGGAUGGCCAGGACCUGGAACGAAUAGCCCAAAUCACGGGCCUGUCCAAGAGAGUCACCCAAGUGUGGUUUCAGAACUCCAGGGCCAGGCAGAAGAAGCACAUGCACCAGAUGACCAAAGUCGGCGGCAACAACAAGGUCGGCAGCAACGGCAUACCGCAUGGCGUCGUGAUGCAAGGAGCAGAUUUCCAGCAAGUGAACGAGAUGAAUAACAGGUCUGAACAGUCGCAGUCAAUGGACACGUCUGAGGACACGAGCAACUCCGGCAUGACAGUGAUUUAUUCCUUCGGUUGA
This is a messenger RNA of Notodromas monacha, 840 nucleotides long. The record is from the annotation of a GenBank genome assembly. NCBI's taxonomy places the organism in Eukaryota, Metazoa, Arthropoda, Ostracoda, Podocopida, Cyprididae.